GUUCGGGGAAGCAGGACUGCGCCGAAUGCCAUCGCCGGAGGACUGGAACAGCGAGGCUCCGUGGCCGUCACGGACUGCACGAAGAUCGUGGUCUACAGCGUCAUGGUAGACAGGUUUGCGAAUGGAGAUAUAACGAACGACCUCUACAACAUCCCGCACUAUCAGAAGCAGGUGGGGACUUGCUCGGAAUACUUGGAAGGUGCACCCGCUUGGGACCGCUUGGCCUCAGCUCACCUGAGCAGAGAGUUAAGGCUGAGCUACAUGAAGCACCUGGGUGCCACGGUGGUUGCCCUGUCGCCAGUCUUCCUGAACUCCGGUGGGGAGUACCACGGCUACUCAAUCUCAGAUCUCUCCAAGAUCGAUCCCGGCUUUGGCGAUGCGAAGCUGCUGCAGGCACUGGUUGCCGAGGCUGGACUCCGGCUCUCCGUGAAGUCGAAGCGUGCGCAGCGUGCGAAGGGAGGGCGGUUCGUUCACGGAAGGUUGGAUGUGCAGGUGAACCAUGCAGUGGCUACCGGUCUGGAGUACAGGUCAGUCCACAUGGACCCGGUCUCGCAGGUCAGCAACUGCGUGGCUUCUUUCGAGGAGGUCUAUCGCAACACCAGUGGUGGUCAGCCAAAGCGGUCGCCCGGCACUCCUACAGACUCCUACACCCUCGUGCCGUCCUGGCACCAGCGUUCCCUCAGCUUCGGCGUGCUUCCUCGGCAUCUGCACCACCAGGAGUUCUUCGCCCGAUGCGGACCCAAGAGGAUGGACCGUCCGAACAACCACGACUUCUCCAACGAGCCCCAUGACAGUGAGGAGUACGAGGCCUGUGCCUGUCCGGUCGCCAGAAGUUUGUGGCUCAGCCUCAGUGCCCAGAACCACAAGAUUGGCCAGCAGAGGAAAAGUGUAAGGCGAGGCAUUUGUGCUCAGUCCCUCAGCUGA
Molecule: messenger RNA, 924 nt
Organism: Symbiodinium necroappetens
Lineage: Eukaryota; Dinophyceae; Suessiales; Symbiodiniaceae
Source: the annotation of a GenBank genome assembly